UCCUAGCUUUCAUCCGAGGGAGGUCGUAGAGGUACUGGAGCAGUUCCUGCGGGAGGGCCGGAUUUCAGCUCUGAUGUGGGAGGUCUGUCAGCAGCAAGCGCAGGCUGGCUCACCUGAGCUGCACGAGGCCCUGCUCAACAAGAUUGUGUGUUUGCCUGAUCACGUGAGCAACAAACUCCAGGGGAAAAACCCACCAGUGUUCUUCCCACAGAACUACUUUCCUCUCUUGGGUGGUGCAAUUAUCCAGGUGCUGCAGAAGAUCUCUGAUUCUCUAAGAGGUGGCUUGGAUUGCUCGAUCUCUUUUGUUUCCCAUAUCCUGGGGAAGGUGUGCGUUCAUGGGAGACAAAAGGAAAUUCUGAGCAUUUUGGUACCCCGUCUAAUCGAUCUCACCAAGUCAGACUGCAUUUGGCAAAGAAUAUGCUGGCGAUUGGUUGAGUGUGUGCCAGACCGCUGGAUGGAAGCCGUGGUCCUUGGUUUUGUGCAGAGAACACCCGGGGCAGAUGUCUUGUCUAGGUUGCUGGGGAACCUGGUUGUGAAAAACAAGAAAGCUCAGUUUGUUGUGACACAGAAGCUGCUGCUCUUGCAGUAUGGCCACACGACUGCAGUGCUACAGAACCUCCUUGGCUAUCUGUCCCUGGAUGGCCUGCGGCGUGCCUUAUUGAUCAAAGUGCUGCAGGAACUGUUGGAGACCUGGGGCAGCAGCAGUGCUGUGAAACACUCUCCACCUGAGCAGCAGCAGUAUAUUAGCAAGGCUAUUCUCAUCUGCCUCUCCCACCUGAAGGAGCCUGAAAUUGAGACCUGCAGACAAGAGCUUCUCACAAGCAUGAUGGAGGGCGUGAAGUGCCACUUGGACAGCAAUCUGCCACAAAUACGGCGUCUGGGAAUGAUUGUGGCAGAGAGCAUUAGUUCAAAAAUAAACACUGAUGGGCCUGUCCUGAAGUUUCAGUAUGAAGAAGAUGAUGAAGCAAGAGAAUUGAAGUCCCUUCUGGUGCAGACUCCGCCAUUCUGUGUUGUCCCCAGCCUUCCAGAUGAUGACAGGAAUGAGAAAGCAGAUGCCGCUGUGCCACUGGUGUUGGAAAGUAACAAGAAAUCACAUACAGCAGCCCCUGUGACACCAGAUGAGGAAUCGGAUGCUGAGCUGGACAGUGAUGAUGACCUCAUCCCUUAUGACAUGUCAGAGGAUAAAGAACUAAAGACUAAGGCUCCUGUGUAUAUCCGAGACUGUAUUGAAGUCCUGACAGGAUCUGAAGAUGUGGACAAGUGGGAAGCUACAGUCAAGGCUCUUGAGGGCUUGGUUCGAAAGAAUCCAGCAGCAACAAAAGAGGUUAGUGUGGAGCUGGCAAAAAUAUUAUUGCAUCUAGAGGAGAAGACCUGUAUUGAAGGCUUUGUGGAGCUCCGUCAGAGAGCUCAAGUAGCUGUUUUAACCACAGAUCCAAUACCUGUAGCAAAGUACUUGACCUCCCAGUUCUACUCUCUGAACUACAGUCUUCGUCAGCGCAUGGACAUUCUCGAUGUAUUGGUUUUGGCAGCUCAGGAACUGUCCUAUCCCAAAUCCCAUGGGAAGACCAAGCAUUCUGGUGCCCAAAAACCUUGUAUCCAGCUCCUUCCUGGAAGUGACAGCUCUAAGGACUGGAGAAGAAUUGUUGAUGAGAGGAUCAAAAGCAAGACUCGGAGAUUUGCUACGGGUCAAUCUCAAGUGGAACUGGUUUCCAGCCCAAAUGAGUUCAGUUCUGUUGCUGGACACUUCUUUUUUCCAUUGAUUCAGCACUUUGACAGGCCUUUGACAACCUUUGAUCUCCUGGGGGAAGAUCACUUUGUCCUUGGAAGACUGGUCCACAGUUUAGCAGUCCUGAUGUACUUGGCUGUCAACACUGUGGCAGUUACUGCCAUGGGAAAGGUGCUGCUGGAGUUUGUUUGGGCUCUGCGUUUCCACACUGACUCGUAUGUGCGCCAAGGUCUUUUGUCCUGUAUCUCCUCCAUGCUCCUCAGUGUCCCUACGGAGCGUCUUCUGGAAGACAUGACAGAAGAGCUUUUGGAGACUCAGUCCUGGCUCGGAGAUGUGGUAGAGAAAGAUCCAGAUGGGGACUGCAGGAGGCUGGCCUUGCAGAACUUGCUACUAAUGGAAAACCUGAAAAAGAAACUCAGAACUGUCCCUUCCUAGCUGAAGGGUAAAAGAAAUGACCUUUACCUCACACUCUUGCCAGCUGGAUGUGUGUAGGCACUGCUGGGGCCUCUUCAGCAGUCACCUGGCUGGAGAAGAGGAAGAAGGGGGAAGGGUGCAGAGCUGUAAGCCAGCAAACCUGACUUGACAUCUGGACUUUGUAGUGGAGGCCAAUUUGGUGAGCUAUUGCUAUCCGGUACGGAGUGUACAGAUGCAGGAAGGUAGGCUAGCACUGCCAUCCUCCCCACACCUCCCCAGCCCCCACCCCCGGCUAUUUAUAACCUUGGCAGGUUCGAGCGCUCUGCUAAAAAUAUAGGGAAGAUCUCAUAGCAGACUUCUUGUCAGAAAAACAGGAGGGCUGGAGAAGGCCACUUACCUCCCAGGGCUAAGUCUAUGACAUGCCUGUAACAAAGGCUCCCGUGUCUUCUAGCAG
Molecule: messenger RNA, 2594 nt
Organism: Balearica regulorum gibbericeps (East African grey crowned-crane)
Lineage: Eukaryota; Metazoa; Chordata; Aves; Gruiformes; Gruidae
Source: RefSeq, a predicted model, not a curated record